Clavispora lusitaniae ATCC 42720 is the source of this 4869-nucleotide messenger RNA. RefSeq names its product separase (gene ESP1). Gene Ontology annotation, cellular component: mitotic spindle pole body; mitotic spindle; cytoplasm. Gene Ontology annotation, molecular function: cysteine-type endopeptidase activity. The record is from RefSeq and is a predicted model, not a curated record. Gene Ontology annotation, biological process: proteolysis; meiotic chromosome separation. NCBI's taxonomy places the organism in Eukaryota, Fungi, Ascomycota, Pichiomycetes, Serinales, Metschnikowiaceae.
AUGGCAGAUUUAUCCACCAGAGACCUGUUGCUUCAUACACUUUCUUCUCAUGUGGGCCGCUACCUGAACCCGUUAUCGCUACGGAGCUCAAACCUGAAUCUGUACCGGUUACCUAAAAGCGAGCUUUUGGACCAGAAAUGUCUUCACAUCAUCAAUUCGCCGUCUGACCCAGAAUUGGUGUCUCUUGCUUACAGGUACCUCUACUUGCAAGCAUCUUCAAACAUCCGUGAUUUGAUUUCUCAACACCAGCGCUAUAUAGUGCAAUUAUCUUCGUCUAAAAAACACACUCUUGUGUUGCAAGAACUUUGGACAGUUGCCCUGGUUUUGCAAGGCUCGCGCAAACUCGGGCAGUUUUCUCUUUCAUCAUGGAUGUGUCUCGUGGACGGAUUGUCUCCGCAAAAUGUGGAACCGUCUUUAGCAUCCUUCGUUGUGUCUCAUCAUUUUUUGGUUCUCCAGUCUAUUCUUCAAUAUUUGUCCGCUUCGCUACAGUCUGUCGUCAAGGGUAGCUCGGCGAUGACCUUGUCUGUUUUUGAAAAAGUGGCUCAGUCUUUCUUAUCUGACUCUAAUCAUCAGAUGUGCAUCUCCAAGUUUGCACCCAACACCACUGCCGUCCAGAAAUACGAACGCAACAAUGCAAAGGUGGCUGCCGGUUUUCUAAAAGUUGCAAAGUUUCUCCGAUCCAAAUUGCAUGCAAACGAAACAUUGACCAUGGGAAUUACCCUCUUGGAGCUCAAAACAUGCGAAUUGAAGAUGCGAAUCGGUCAAUUUGACGAUACAUCCCUACCUGAUUUAACAAGCGCCUCUCAUAUUACACCCUUCAUCGACGACUUGAAGAGUGCUAUUUCCUUGCAUCCUCUUCCAGUUCCAAAACUUGAGUCUUCCAUCAAUUCAUACUUAGUUUCCCGUCCUCGCUCGUCAUCUCUCAACUCCAUUCACGGCAUCCUAAGUCAACUUCAUUUUGUUGAAGAUCACGACCUCUUAUCAAAGCUUCAAAAAUUGUUGUCAAUAACUUCACCAACAGAAGCGUGUGAAGCAUUGAAUGUUUCACUUUCGUCAUUAGUGUCAGAAAAUCCGAAUCGUACUUCGGCCUUUCGUUCUUUGGGCGUUGUACUUCGAUUUUUAUUUUCCAAGAUUGAUAAAAUAGAAAAGUGUCAAGCGUUCAUCAAUAUUAGCGAUACUAUCAUAUCCAAAAUAAGAACUCAGUCUGCAGAUACCUCAUUCAAUGUCUACGUGACAGAAGUGUUAUCGCCACUCUCAACGAUCCUUUUUCAAAUGAAACAAACAAAAAGAGUCAAGCAAAUUACGAAGCUAUGUUAUGAAGCUUCUCACUCUCCGGAAGCUCUUAAACUUUCCGCACAAUUAGAUCUCUCCACUACAGAUAAAGACAUAUCAGAUCCAUCUAAACUUCAGAAUCGCAUUAGACACCUUAUUUCGCAGUUGUGUUCUUUCGAUGACCUUGAAGAUGCCCUUGAUGUCUUAGAUAAAUAUACUGAAUACUGUCCAGGUCAUGAUAUUGUUCCACUCGUGAUUAUUCCAAUUGUUGACAGUUUGUUUCAAACCACGAAGUCCUUCCAAGCAGUACUAGACCCAGUGCUGAAAUUGAACCCUAACCUCAAAACUCAGUUGAUAUCGCUCAUGAUUCAGGAUUUAGAUCGCAGAGGAUCGGAGAAAGCUCUUCGUAUCCAAAGUUUUGUGCAGCAAUUUCUGGAUGAAAACACUCCGAACUUUCUCCAUCUUUACAAAGCUGCAUCUCUUGCAGAUACGCUUAGUAUUCCAAAUCUUAACCCGUCUACUCCUUUUGAAGCUUUAUGCACAGCUGGGAUCUAUAUCUUCUGUCUUUCCAGAGGAGCCGGUUCAUACGAAGAAAUAUUAAAGCUGGCUAAAAACUAUUUAGAGUGUUGGUUGAACCUGGAAGAGAAUACUCAGCAAUCUUCUGAGAUCGAAGUGUUCAAUGAAAUUAUGUUUGAGCUUUUUCAUCUUUCACAUUUCCAGUUGGUUCAGCUGCUUACUGAAAAUUUUCUUUUAGUGACUAAAGCGACUACAUAUGCGGUGUUGCAACUUGAACUUCUUCUAUGCCGCUCUAUGCUUGAAACAACAAACAUAUCGGAGGUACCAAGUGUCCUUAAAAGAGCUGGUUCUCUUAUGAAGGGGUUAAAUACUAGUGACAGAGGCAUUAGUUAUAGCCAAGUGGCUGAGUGGAAACUUUUGCAGUUUGAUUAUUUCAUUAGCAUGAAAGACAUUGGCAAAUCGAGCGAAAAGUAUCAAGAAAUCCUUCAGUUCCUUGAUACAAAACCAGGAUUCAAUCUAACUGAAAGCUCACAUAAGCUAAGCUUCAAUCAGAAACUUGGCAAUUUUUUGAUUGUGGCUCGCUUUCUGAUUUUAACCUCGAAAAUGAACUCAUUAAACGGUGAUUUUGUAACGAGCUUAAGAAAUGCCAAACUCGCCAUAAAGAUAUUGAAUUCCAUUUUACGCAAAAUUAAUAUGCUGGCAGAAUUAAAAGAAAUCAGAGAAGAUACUAACUUCUUCAUUUCGCAAGCAUACUUUCUGGCAUUUGAAGCAUCUCGUCAUUUGGGUUUACUGAAAGAUGCUAUGUACUAUACGAAUGAACUCAGGGAUUUUAAUUCAUGUUGCAAGUAUCCGAUCUUCAAGGCUUUUUAUCAUUUUGCACUUGCAGUAUUCUAUAGUUUUGCUGGAAGGGCUGAACCUAGUGAUGAAGAGUUUAUGCUGGGUCAAAGCAUAGCAACCCAGAUUGCAUGUUCGGCUACCGAUACAUGUAUGGCAUUAUCAUCCAAGUUGAUAACGUUGUUUAGUGGUGAUGGGACCUUUGAUGACGACAACUUACUCUCGGACGCUUUGGAAAGGUUUGAAAAGAGCUCUAAUUUACUAAUUGGUCUCUCCUCAAAAUAUAUUACCAAGGCAGCCCUUGGUCUCGACUAUAUUGUCUUCUUCAAUUUUUCGAAACAUCCUUCGAUUUCAAUUGAUAAUGAUAGACGAAAAAUGUUGUUGAAAACUACUUUGGAAGUCAAGGAAAAGCUACAGACCUUAGAAAAAGCGUUGUUUGCCGAUUGCGGCACCAAUAUCAGAUGGACAGCAAAAAUUUUGCCUAGUGCUACUUACUCGACAUGCGAUUUCAAAGAUAUUUCCAAUAAUCUUUCUUUUUGCAAAGAAAUUUUGUUAAGAAUUGCCCAAGAAGAUGAUCAACUAAUGUACUUAAACGUUAGUCUCACACGUUAUGUAUCAAGCUUAUUGUCCUGUUGUGUGUUCAUGCUUUCUUUCGUUGCCACGAUGAAGGAAGAGUUUGCUUUUGACUUGCUCAACACCGUUACUUCUCUACUGGAUUUUGCAAAAGCCUUGCCAUCUGCUAACCAAAAACUUUUGAUUUCAAAAGAUAAUACUAAGAAAAAUAAUGACUUGAUGCCAUCAAAAGGUGAAGCAAAUGAACUACUAACUCUAAAUGAUAAGACAAUUAACAUGAAAUUGCAAAAAUGUCUUCCUGACUCUUGUGUUGUCGUUUCUUUGGAUAUAUGUGAGUUAUCAGGAAAUUUAAUCAUAACCAAAUUUGAGUCUGGUCAGACUCUUCCGUUCGUCUUCAAAUUGCCGUUCAGGAAGAAUAAUGGAAGUUUUAAGUCUUUUGCAGAUAUUUCGGCUUGCCUACAACGCAUAAUUGAAGAUAGUAAUGGUUCAACCAAAAAAAGUGUGACAACAUCCGUGAAAACUAAAGAAGACCGCAGAAAUUGGUGGAAAAUGAGAUUUGAAUUGGAUCAGCGUUUGAAAAACCUUUUGGAUGAUGUGGAAGAUGAGCUCUUGAAAGGGUUUAAGGGAGUAUUUUUCUUCACCGAUCGCCAAAGUCAGGAAUACAAUGCUUUUAGAAAUCGACUCAACAACAUUUGGUCUUCAUUUCUCCAGUCUAUCGAUAAUGAGCAACACGCAUCGCUUCAGUUGAAUCAAGGAUUAGUGGACCUCUAUUACAAUCUUCAAUUUUCAGGUCACGAGAAACAUUAUGCUGACAUAAGAGACUUGGUUACGUAUACGUUCACAGAAUUGACCGGUAGCAACGAUUUCGCAAGGGUAUCCUCUACAAUGACAACCACACUACUAUCGAGUAUUCAAGGACUCUAUUCAUUUGCUGCCACCAGCAAGAAUGAACAUAUUUUUCUCAUUCCCAGCAACGCAUGUGCCUCAUUUCCUUGGGAAUCCAUGGAAUGUUUACGGGGAAGAUCAGUGAGUAGAAUGCCAAGCGUCUUUCAAUUGAUAGACUUACUUUCGCUUCAUCCAGGCUUCAGCUUUCCGAAUACAGAGCCAGAGAAUGUUUUUUACUUGGUGAAUCCCGGUAAAGACCUUCCAAAAACUGAGGCGGAGUUUGGGCCUCUAUUGCAAAGUAUGCCAAAUGCAUCAGGUCUCUGCGGAGAAAAACCUGAGGAAGAACAUAUGUUAGAACAGCUCUAUAGUAGCAACUUGUUUCUAUACUUUGGCCAUGGUGGCGGAGAGCAGUAUGUGCGUGCUUCUAAGAUGAUCAAGAGAAAGACAGAAAACAACACGAAUACGUUGCCCCCGGCACUUCUCAUGGGCUGUUCUUCGGGUGCUUUUCAAGAUAAUGGCAACUUGGAAGCGACUAGUAACAUCUUUAGUUGGUUGUCAUGCGGCUCGCCGUUAGUGGUUUCAAAUUUAUGGGACAUUACAGACAAGGACAUUGACAGAUUCAGCAUGUCUGUCCUAUACAAAUGGGGAUUUUUCACAGAGUCGGAUAAACAGCCUGCUGCAUGCGAAGACAUAUGCAAAGCAGUUGCCAAUAGCAGAAACCUUUGCACACUAAGGUACUUGAAUGGAGCAGCACCAAUCGUGUACGGUUUACCUUUCAGCUAUCGUUAA